AUGGCUCUAAGGACAGGAGUUCGUAAUUUCAGCAUGCUACGAGAGAUUCUUAAGCAACCUGCAUUCAUCAAACCAUUGAAAGAACAUUUGGACCACACCGAUCAAGAAGGAAAACCUGGUGCUUUAUUGCAACCAAUGAAAUUAGAUAAUCCUCACAAACUGGCAGCCAAGAUGGUGAUAUUCAUGUGCCUCAGUUUCUUCCAGCCUUUUGUGAUUACAUAUAUGCACAUUAAAGGAUUAGAGUGGUACUUUGCCAUUAUUACUUUAUAUACCAUUCUGUGCAAAUAUUUGUUUUGUUUUGGCUUAUUUAGACUCAGUAUAUGUUAG
Messenger RNA from Trichobilharzia regenti, 327 nucleotides. The record is from the annotation of a GenBank genome assembly. Lineage: Eukaryota; Metazoa; Platyhelminthes; Trematoda; Strigeidida; Schistosomatidae.